CCCUAUUCCAAAACCCCUCUUUUCUCUCUCUCUCUUCUCUCAGUCACGGCAGCCGCACCACUCCCAGCCACCCCCAAGCCCCUGCUCUCCGCCUCUGUUAUGUUGCACCACCACCAGUCCCUCCUCCUCUCUCUCUCUCCCCCUCUGUAACGAUCUGAGCCCAAGCAUUUCUCUCUUUUUUUUACCCUAUCAACUAUUGAUCCGACACUGAUUGGUAAAUUCAGCGAUAACUUAGGUUAAAGUUUAGUGAAAAUGGUGGUGAGGAUUCGAUUGGCUCGGUUCGGAUGCAAGAACAAGCCAUUUUAUCGGGUCAUGGCAGCAGAUAGCAGGUCUCCUAGAGAUGGCAAGCACCUCGAAGUUCUUGGCUAUUACAAUCCUUUGCCAGGCCAAGAUGGUGGUAAACGGAUGGGUAUAAAUUUCGAAAGAGUGAAGUACUGGCUGUCUGUUGGUGCUCAGCCUUCGGACCCUGCUCAACGCAUUCUUUUUCGAGCAGGGUUAUUACCGCCACCACCAAUGGUGGCAAUGGGACGUAAAGGUGGUCCAAGAGACACUCGCCCCGUAGAUCCUUUGAGCGGGCGCUUUGCAUCGCCAAAGGUUCCAGCCAAUCCUGAUCAAUUAAAGGACGCCGAAAGCAAUGAAAAUGGUGGUAAAGAUGGUGCUACUACACCGUGAACUCGCAGUUACGAGUUUCAAAGAUAUUUUUCUCUUUAUUUUGUAGGAGUAAUCUUAUAUUUGAUCACAGAACCAUGAAAAAUAACUAACUAGCAUUGCUUGGAGACUGCAGUGGCUUGUGACUACAUAUUAAGAGUUAUCUUUUCUACAUGUUGAACUUUUUGUUCGUUCCAUCCAAUUAUGGUCGACCAUCUUUCACAUGCAGAUUUGCAUUGCUUGACAAAUUGUCUUGUUUUGCACAAGUGUUCUAGGAAAUAGUUUGUUAUAAUAAUACUAAUAAUAAUAACGCACUCUAGAAUUUUGGAGUGAUCGAUUUAUUCCCUAA
Humulus lupulus (European hop) is the source of this 997-nucleotide messenger RNA. Its product is annotated as small ribosomal subunit protein bS16m/bS16c. Gene Ontology annotation, cellular component: ribosome; small ribosomal subunit. NCBI's taxonomy places the organism in Eukaryota, Viridiplantae, Streptophyta, Magnoliopsida, Rosales, Cannabaceae. The record is from RefSeq and is a predicted model, not a curated record. Gene Ontology annotation, biological process: mitochondrial translation. Bases 253 to 672 code for a protein of 139 amino acids. The transcript is spliced from 4 exons. Gene Ontology annotation, molecular function: structural constituent of ribosome.